Hipposideros armiger (great roundleaf bat) is the source of this 839-nucleotide messenger RNA. RefSeq names its product E3 ubiquitin-protein ligase parkin-like. Bases 114 to 839 code for a protein of 241 amino acids. The record is from RefSeq and is a predicted model, not a curated record. The transcript has 6 exons. Gene Ontology annotation, biological process: ubiquitin-dependent protein catabolic process. Gene Ontology annotation, cellular component: cytosol; mitochondrion. Gene Ontology annotation, molecular function: polyubiquitin modification-dependent protein binding; ubiquitin-protein transferase activity. Lineage: Eukaryota; Metazoa; Chordata; Mammalia; Chiroptera; Hipposideridae.
GGGGCGUCCUGGACAUUCUAACCCCGGAGGGCGCCGCUGGUGGGAGACGCGCGCGGGCGCCAGUAUGCGCUUAGGCCCUUUCCAGCCCAGCAGUCUCCACCUGCCCAGUGACCAUGAUCGGUACGUGGUGCCUGUCAGUGUUUGUGAGGUUCAACUCCAGCCAUGGUUUCCCAGUGGAAAUCGAUUCUGCCACCAGCAUCUUCCAGCUCAAGGAGGUGGUUGCUAAGCGACAGGGGGUUCCAGCUGACCAGUUGCGUGUGAUUUUCGCGGGGCAGGAGCUCAGCAAUGACCUGAUGGUGCAGAGCUGUGACCUGGAUCAGCAAAGCAUUGUCCACGUUGUGCUGAGACGGGGCCCAAGAGGCCAAGCAGUGAACACAGCUGGCGGGACUGGCCCACGGAAUGCUGUGGGGGGCUCUGCUAGGGAGCCUGAGAGCUUGACUCGCGUGGACUUCAGCAGCUCCGUCCUCCCCACUGACUCGGUGGGUCUGGCUGUUAUUUUGAAUGACGACAGAGAGAAUGGUGCCCCGGCCACUGGAAAGCCAGCAGGUAGACCCACCUACAACAGCUUUUAUGUCUACUGCAAAGGCCCCUGUCAAAGCGUGCAGCCAGGAAAGCUCAGGGUGCGGUGCGGCACCUGCCGACAAGCCACACUCACGUUGGCCCAGAAGCAAAUGGCCCGGGGCCGGCCGAAUCGACAGCAGGAACUAGAGGGCCGCUAUGUCCUCCAGACAUCACGGGAGGCCGCCUGGCUGUGUCCCCAGGAACCCGCAGCCAGUGAUGUGGGCGGACCCCCAUCUCUUGGCCUGUCAGACUCAGGGGCUCCCCAGAAUCAGGUCUGA